CUACUACACAACAACAAAGCAGCGGUAUGAAGCUCAUUGCUACGACUCUCCUCCUGGCGGCUGCCAUCUCGAACGUUGAAGCCCACGGGCGCCUCGUCAAGCCGCCCCACCGCGGCUACAUUGGCAAGUUGCCCCAGUUCAAGGACUACGUCCCCACCGACUAUUCCGACCACGGCCUCAACGGCGGUGGCAUCGAGGGGACGAAGGGUGGUCAGCACGGAAUCUGCGGCGACCCGUACAACGGCAACCGUGCCCACGAGACUGGCGGCGUGUAUGGCCUCUUCCCGACCCACGGCGCCAAGGUCAUUGGCGAAUGCUACGCCCCCGGCGCCACGGUCGACCUCCAAGUUCAGAUCACGGCCAACCACAAGGGCUACUUUGAGUUUGGCCUUUGCAAACUCAACAGCAAGGGCGACAAGGAGACCGAAGAGUGCUUCCAGACGCUGUCGCAGCCCAACGGUGAGAAGCAGUGGCAGCUCCCCGCCGGUGCCGACUUUUUCAAGAUGCAGUACAAGCUGCCGUCGGACGUCAAGUGCGACGGUGACUCGCACUGCGUGCUCCGGUGGUGGUACGUUGGUGGCAACAACCCGGGCGUCGGCAUCAACGGCCAGGAGCAGUUUUGGAACUGCGCCGAUAUCUACAUCAGCGACUCGUGCGGGUCGGACCCGAAGCCGUCGCCAAGCAGCCAGCACCCGACGCCGGCACCGAGCUCAGCCAAGCCUACAUCGGCGCCCUCGGACGCCCCUACGUCCAAGCCGAGCAACGUGCCCAGCCCGACGACCGAGGAGCCGUGCGAUCCGACAACGGCAAAGCCUAUCCCCUCGAAGACACCGUCGCCCAAGCCGACGUCCAAGACGCCCGUGCACCCCACGACCAAGCCCACGGUGAAGCCGACUACCAAGCCAACGUCCAAGCCCAACUCGGGUGGCGGUAAGAAGGUCUGGGAGCAGUGCGGUGGCAAGGACUACACGGGCAGCACGGAAUGCGUCGGCGGCAGCACCUGCGUCAAGCAAGACGAGUGGUACUCGCAGUGCGUGCCCAAGCGCCUCCGUUAAACCGACUACGUAUGUGCGUAAUGUCAGC
Messenger RNA from Saprolegnia diclina VS20, 1083 nucleotides. RefSeq lists its product as hypothetical. Gene Ontology annotation, cellular component: extracellular region. NCBI's taxonomy places the organism in Eukaryota, Oomycota, Saprolegniomycetes, Saprolegniales, Saprolegniaceae. The transcript has a single exon. Gene Ontology annotation, molecular function: cellulose binding. The record is from RefSeq and is a predicted model, not a curated record. Gene Ontology annotation, biological process: carbohydrate metabolic process. The coding region runs from base 27 to 1055 and encodes 342 amino acids.